This is a messenger RNA of Gopherus evgoodei (Goodes thornscrub tortoise), 2752 nucleotides long. Its product is annotated as zinc finger protein 883-like. Gene Ontology annotation, biological process: regulation of DNA-templated transcription. Gene Ontology annotation, molecular function: DNA-binding transcription factor activity, RNA polymerase II-specific; RNA polymerase II cis-regulatory region sequence-specific DNA binding. Lineage: Eukaryota; Metazoa; Chordata; Testudines; Testudinidae. Bases 302 to 2071 code for a protein of 589 amino acids. The record is from RefSeq and is a predicted model, not a curated record. The transcript has 4 exons.
UAUCUCUGUAAAAUUGGGACAUCUGGUCACCCUACAGACCCCUCUCUGUGUCUCUCUCUCUCUCUCUAGCUCCAUACAUCUCAUUCUCAGUCCCCCACAAACUUCUUCUCUCAUACACCCCUCUCUAUCCCCAUAUAAAUCUCUUUCUUUCUCUUUCUACCUCUCUCCAUCCCUAGAUCUUAUUAUGCUGGGCUAUCUAUGUAUCCUAUCCCAGCGCCUCUGACUUGGAAAAUGCAGUUCAUUUGACCCUGAAUCAGUAAAGGAAGGAUUUCCAAUUCUCGAACUUCCUGUGAUCUCCUGGAUGGAGCAGGAGGAAGAGCUGUGCAUCCUGGAUCUCCAGGGCUCUGAGGAAAGGGAGAUCCAGAGAGACACACCCACAGGUGACAGGGUGGCAAGUGAGGAUGAGGUGAGUCCUCAGCAGGAAGCGGAGCCAUGUGGGACGGUCUCGGGGCUUGUUCCAGCCUGCCAGAGCCAGGGUGGACCAGGGAGGCUGCGUGUGAACCCUCCGAAGAUGAGGCGUCGUCGGUCUGCUCACCGGGAGAGGGGAUUCAUCAACCUUCUGGGCAUCCUGGAGCCCCGGCGCCCGGCAGAUAAGCCCUACCGGUGCACAGAGUGCGAGAAGAGCUUCAGCCAGAGCUCAAAUCUCAUCGAGCACCAGCGGAUCCACACGGGCGAGCGCCCCUUCACCUGCAGUGAAUGCGAGAAGAGCUUCAGCCGCAGCUCCACCCUCAUCGAGCACCAGCGCACGCACACGGGCGAGAAGCCCUACACCUGCCCCGAGUGCCAGCGCAGCUUCAGCCGCAGCUCCACCCUGACCGAGCACCAGCGCACCCACACCGGGGAGACCCCUUUCCAUUGCCCCGAGUGCGGCAAGAGCUUCAGCCGCACCUCCAACCUGGUGAAGCAUCUGCGCACGCACACGGGCGAGAAGCCCUACGGCUGCAGGGAGUGCGGCAAGCGCUUCAGCCUCAGCUCCAACCUUAUCAAGCACGAGCGCACCCACACCGGGGAGAAGCCCUUUGCCUGCGGGGAGUGCAGCAAGCGCUUCAAGAAGAAGACCCACCUGGUGUCCCACCACCGCACCCACACCGGGGAGCGGCCCUAUGAGUGCACGGUGUGCGGCAAGCGCUUCAGCCAGAGCUCCACCCUCAUCGAGCACCAGCGCAUCCACACCGGCGAGAAGCCUUUCCGCUGCCCCGACUGCGGGAAGUGCUUCUGCGUCAGCUCCAACCUCAUCAAGCACCAGCGCAUCCACACCGGGGAGAAGCCCUACGGCUGCAGCGCCUGUGGGAAGAGCUUCCGAUACAAGCCCCACUCGGUGCUGAUCGAGCACAUGCGGAUCCACACGGGUGAGCGCCCCUUCGUCUGUGGCCAGUGUGGCAAGCGCUUCAGCCAGAGCUCCACCCUGCUGGGCCACCAGCGCACCCACACGGGCGAGAAGCCUUUCACCUGCCCCGAGUGCCAGCGCAGCUUCAGCCGCAGCUCUGCCUUGACCGAGCACCAGCGCACCCACACCGGGGAGACUCCUUUUCAUUGCCCCGAGUGCGGCAAGAGCUUCAGCCGCACCUCCAACCUGGUGAAGCAUCUGCGCACCCACACGGGCGAGAAGCCAUACGGCUGCAGGGAGUGCGGCAAGCGCUUCAGCCUCAGCUCUAACCUCAUCAAGCACGAGCGCACCCACACUGGGGAGAAGCCCUUUGCCUGCGGGGAGUGCAGCAAGCGCUUCAAGAAGAAGACCCACCUGGUGUCCCACCACCGCACCCACACCGGGGAGCGGCCCUAUGAGUGCACGGUGUGCGGCAAGCGCUUCAGCCAGAGCUCCACCCUCAUCGAGCACCAGCGCAUCCACACCGGCGAGAAGCCUUUCCGCUGCCCCGACUGUGGGCGCGGCUUCUACGUCAACUCCAAGCUGGUCAAACACCGGCGCAUCCACACCGGGGAGAAGCCCUACAGCUGCAGUGCCUGUGGGAAGAGCUUCCGCUACAAGCAGCAGUUCACCCGCCACCAGCUGCUGCUGACCCAUAAGGGGGCAAGUAAUUUCCUUGCUCUCAGUUUCCCCACUCUUAAAUAGGGUGAUAACACACUACUGACCUAAGUUUUUAUUAGUUAAUAUUUAUAAGCGCGACAUAAGUAUUACUACUGUAAAUAGACCUACCACUAGAGGGCAUUCAGUACACUACGUGGAUGAAUUAUGAUGUUAUUUAGGGUCAAGAGACAGUGACUCAAAUUACUACCUCCUUGCAUCUGAGGCUAUGAUGGAAAAAAGAUGCAUAUCCCUGGUGUUACGUACUGUCCAGUGUUGUCUGGCCGAGUGCUAUGCUCAAAUGGGCCAUUGUUGAGUGGUCACAUAGUAAAGGAUCAUAUUGUUUAUUCUAGUAAUACUGGGCUAUAGCCUUGGAUCGUCCUAAUUCUGUUUUGUGAAUUUCAGCCUAGUGGGGUUUAGUUUUGUGACUUUAAAUGUAACCCAAACAGAUGUUCUGGUCAUUGGCCAAACUAUACCCAUAGCUGUUGGCAACACAAAUCAAAGGCCUAAUGACAAUGCUUACGGUAAUAUAAGAGAUUCACUUUAGCUAGUUCUGAUAUACUGUUUGCUGGUCCAUGGGUAGAAGCCAAUAGUUUUAUACGUGUACUUGAGUCAUUAUGUUGGAAUAAAGUUUCGUUGUGUCAUGUUUGGAGGGAGAAGGAACCUAGAUUCUCUCCUCCUUGUCUAUGGUUGUCUUAUGCUGACUGUACUCCAGGUUAACUGAUAAUG